CGGGCGGGGCCGGGCCGCGGGGGCGGGCCUCGGGCUGCUGCGGGGCGCUGAGGGGCCGGGGGGUGCUGCGGGGCCCGGCUCGGGGUGCCCAGCCUGGGUGUCCAGGCUGCUCCGUGAGGUGUUGGGGGCCAUGGGGGAGCAGAAGGCGGUGAUCAAGGACACGGACAUGCCCGAGGAGAUGCAGCAGCAGGCCGUGGAGUGCGCCGUGCUGGCCAUAGAGAAGUACAGCCUGGAGAGAGAAAUCGCCGCCCUGAUCAAGAGGGAGUUCGAGAAGAGGUACAGCCCCACGUGGCACUGCGUCGUGGGGAGGAAGUUCGGCAGCUACGUGUCCCACGAGACCAAGCACUUCAUCUUCUUCCUCGUGCGCGGCCUCAACGUGCUCCUCUUCAAAGCCGGCUGAGCCGCGGGCUGCUCACGGAGCCGCACCUCCCUGAGCAGAGACCUGGGCACGGGUGACGUGGGGCCAUCCCUGCUGGUUGUGCUGCGUUUAGGGGAAAAACAGCCCCCAAAGGCCUCUGUAUUUAUUUUCUUUCCAGAGUGAGCUUCUCAGCUAAUAAAAAUGUUAUGUUUUAGGA
Messenger RNA from Anas platyrhynchos (mallard), 575 nucleotides. Its product is annotated as dynein light chain LC6, flagellar outer arm. NCBI's taxonomy places the organism in Eukaryota, Metazoa, Chordata, Aves, Anseriformes, Anatidae. Gene Ontology annotation, cellular component: cytoplasmic dynein complex. Gene Ontology annotation, molecular function: dynein intermediate chain binding. The record is from RefSeq and is a predicted model, not a curated record. Gene Ontology annotation, biological process: motile cilium assembly; intraciliary retrograde transport.